UUGUAGUGGGAGGUCAGGCUGCGUCGUCCCUCCGUUUCCGUCUACCGCGCUACACUGGCCUCACCUUGACCUUAGUGAUCCUACUGUAUAUAUAUAUUAAUAUAAAAUCCUCCGAAGGGUUGAGAUUUUGUAUUGAGGAUAAAUCUAGAUCGUAAAUACAGUCUUGAACGUCAAUGGUAAAUUAUUUUUUUUUUCUGGAGUUGGAUUUAACACGAGGUAAAAUAUUUUUUUUUAAUCGGGAAUUGCGGCAGUAUUUUAUGUAAGUAUAUAUUUAUAUAUAAAGAAUGUCUAUGUUUAAUUCCAUCGAUUUACUUAAAAUGGAAAAGAAAGUAAUGAAAAUCGGGAAAAACGAAUAAUUCUUCAAAACUUUUUACACUCUUCUUGUACUGCGUGGAAGACCAGGAAAAGUUGGGGACUGAAAAUUGAUAUGACCAAAAACGUCGACUAUGAUGUUGGUUUGUGAUUCAGGAAAUAAAGUGAAAUAAAGAAUAUUUAUAUUAUAUUGUGUGAGUAACCGGACCAUUAAUAUUCCUCAUUGACUGGGGGAAAAAGUUUGAUAAAUUAGAGGAAACUGAUGAUAAUUACGUGAUAACUGAAAGAAGAUAAAGAGAAGAAAAAGAAGAAAAGCGACAAAUAAUUACCACAACAUAUAUUUAUUUUCGUCCGGUGAGCUGCGUGAAAGGGAUCGAACCAGAGGACUCUUAGGACGGGAGGAGAGUACUCUAUCCACUCGGCCACUGCACCCCUAUUGGUCUGCCGUUGAAGGAUCGACUCAUACGACAACAGAAGCUGAGGAUCAAAGGCGUGUCUCACCGUCACUCAGCCUCUUAGACUCAAAAAGGGGAGAGAUCAAGGAGAGUCUGAUGGUUCUACAGUAUAAGACCCGAUGACACCUUCUACAGGAGCCUCUCUAUCAAGACCUUCCGGUACGAGUUUUUAAGACCCACCAAUAAGAUUCUCCUCAGAACACGUAACAUAAUCCUCAAGACUACUUCCUGGAAUAUCUAAGACUCACCAAGGAUGAAGGGUUCUCGUACACGUCAGAUAUAUUUAAUGCAAUGAACAUUAAAUUUACAAGUGUCAGUAUAUCCUCAAUGAGACACUUGUGACGACAGACAUUGAGUGCAUCACGACCUGUGAGUGACUAAACAAUAAUUUUCAUCUCAUAGUAAUUGACAGUUCGAUAUACAACGAUAAAAUGAUAACUAGACAUUUAUAUAUAUUCUCGUGUAUUAACCCAAAGGACAUAUAAGUUAUGGUAUGGAAAUUCAUUCAUAAGUUACUCAGUGCAUGAUGUUAGAGAGAGACAGGAGGUAGUGUACAGUACUGCCAGCUGGGUCUCAACUACUGAAGGACCGUAAGAUAACACGAUGAUCAAGACCAGUGUUUGGAAAAUAUUUAGUAGACGUCGAAUUUUGUCUCAUAGUUCCCCUGGUGGUUUGUGCUGAAAUACUGACUCGUAAUCAUUUUGUUUUUAUUUCUGUUUGUUUGGUGAAGGAUUUUAUGUAUUUGUGUUUGUUAAUGAUGUGAAAAAAACCCCUUAAGAUAAAGGCAAUUAAUCGCUUACUCAAACCCGCGAGGCUGAAAAUUUGGAGUAAGAAGAAUCAGAAAAUAGUAAAUAAAAGGACUAUUGGAUUCUAUGGUCUCUUAAUAAGGUAUGGGAGCAGGGAGAGACAUACAUAAGAGAACUGGUGACAGUGUUUAGUGAAUAGACGCUUAUGAAAAGAUAAGUACUAUUUAUUCUGUAAACACUAAUAUUCUCCUCGUGUUUAUGAAUGAAAUAAGUGUCGUAUUAGUGGUAUUACAAGUGUUGUGCAUUUGUAAUAGAUUACCUUGAACUGAAAGCACAAUCUGAAUUAAUAUGAUGCAAAGUGUUUUAUAUUUGGUCAAUUUCACGGAGAAGAGGAAGAAGAAUAAGGCACUUGACACAGUGAGACAAUAGUGAGAGAUGAACCCUGAUCCUGCCCCUCUACUACCUAGCAUCCUGAAGACCUCCUCACCUCUCCCAGCCUACUCCUCAGCACCUGCCAUAGCCACCACCACCAGAACCACCACCACCACCACCAUGUCCCUCUCCUACGACGACCCCUACGGUUACCUCCUACAGAACCUCACCCUCAGCUACCCAAACAUCAACUGGAGUUACAUCAACUUCACCAACCUCACCGACUUCACCUUCCUGGUUGACACGACGGAGAGAGUCACCAGCAACUCAGAGACCAUUACCAACUCGACGGAGACGGCGCUGUACGAGGUGCCGACGGGGAUUGUGGUGCUUCUCUCCAUCUUCUACGGGUCCAUCUCCCUCAUAGCCGUGGUGGGGAAUGCCCUGGUGAUGUGGAUCGUGGCUACCUCCCGCAAGAUGCAUUCCGUCACCAACUACUUCAUAGCUAACCUCGCCCUGGCUGACAUCAUUAUAGGUCUAUUCGCUAUACCCUUUCAGUUCCAGGCGGCACUUCUACAGCGAUGGAACCUGCCGGAGUUUAUGUGCGCCUUCUGUCCCUUCUUCCAAACUGUGAGCGUCAACGUGUCCAUCUUCACCCUCACAGCCAUCGCCGUCGAUCGAUACAGAGCCAUCGUUUUCCCCCUCAACGCUAGACCCUCCAAGUUUAGGAGUAAGGUGGUGAUCGCGUCCAUCUGGCUCUUCAGUGCUACCCUGGCCAUCCCUAAUGCCAUAGCCCUGAGGGUGAAGUACAUUGUGGAUCCCCGGACGAAAGAGGACAUACCCUUCUGUGGCGUGGGGGGCAUCGACCCCGUAGUGAUGUGGACCUACUCUCAUGUAAUGGUGGGGCUGCAGUUCUUCGUGCCGCUGGGGAUCAUCUCCUUCGCCUACAUCAGGAUGGGUUGGGAGCUGUGGGGCGCCAGGACGCCAGGUAACGCUGAGGAUGCCAGGGACGCCCACGUCCUCAGGAACAAGAAAAAGGUGAUCAAGAUGCUGUUUAUUGUGGUGGCUCUCUUCGCCUUCUGCUGGGCGCCUCUACAGACAUACCACAUCCUGCAGGAAAUCUACCCAGGCAUUAACGAUUACCGGUACAUCAAUAUCAUCUGGUUCUGCUGUCAUUGGUUGGCUAUGAGUAACAGCUGCUGCAACCCGUUUAUAUAUGCUAUUUAUAACGAGAAGUUCAAGCGAGAGUUCCGGCAGAAGUUCCGAUGGCUUUUUAAGGAAGAAAAUACUGGGGAGACGAGCGAGUUUGAUCGGUCCAGGUAUCAGAUGUCCUUCAGGGCGUGUAUGCGUGGCCUCUGUAUCUUCGUCUUCCGUCGUGUAUUCAGGUAUCCGAUUGAACGGCAAGUUUCGACAGCCUCCGACCAGCGGAUAUCUCGCAGCACUGACGCUACCAUGCUGAACGGCUCCUCACGUUCCUCCUCGCACAAGUCAACACUCACCGUUCAAGGACGACCCUCCACCACCUCUGGAGGAGUCCGGACCAUCAACGGGGAGUCCCUCGGUGACCAUCAGGAAGUACACGUCUGCGUCCCUCUCAAGUCCCACUCUCACCUUCACCCCUCUGUGUAUCGACCCAGAGUGGUAGGAGACACCAGGAUAUAAACGGGAUGGGGUGUGGAGUCUCGUGUAGGAUUCUCUCCCGUCCUAAGCCUCCAUGUAGAGUUUUUGCAUUGGCAGGCCGCACCAGGGUAUGAGUGAUGGGCACCAGGGGAUGGCAGUAUGUAGGAUAUGCUUUCGUCUCCAGUAUCCAUGUUGAGUCCUGUUAGUCCUAUAGUGGGAGGUAACAGCAGGAUAUAAAGUAAUUAGGAUUGGAAUGGGAAUCUUGUGUAGGAUUCACCCACAUUCUAAUCCUCUAUGCUGAAUCCUGGAAGGUGUGGGGACACGAGAUUAUUAUAGGAAUUGAGUAGGGUCCCUCCGUAGGAUCUAUUCACGUCUCAAUCUCCAAGUGUCGUCCUUGAGUGAGAGAAGAAAUGAAGAAUCCUAAAGUGAGAGGAGUUGUAAAUAUAUGAAGAGAAAUGGAGUGAAAGUCUUUAUAUAGGAUACUAUAAGUGGGAGUCCUAACGUAAGCUUCAAUUUCAUCCCAACCCUCUAUAUAGAGUCCUAUUCGGAUUAUAGGAUGAGAAGGGACGACAGGACAAUGAAGGGAUGGUGUAGUCUUGUGUAGGAUUGACUCUCAUUUGUAUUCUCGACGAGUGACUUGAGUCCUUCAGUGUCAGGGACCUCGAGGAUGGAGAAGGCAUUACGUCACUCACAUCCUAACCACCCACUGGGAAUCCUGCCGUAAAUAGAGACACUGAGGUGAAAUAAAUUUAAAAAAAAAAGACUGUGUAGGAUGCAUUUUCAUAUUCACUACUCUUAUGGAAUCCUAAAGUACGCGACAAGACACGCGGGUAUGCUAUAGAAGGAAUGGAGUGAAAUCCUUGCUGUAGGAUCCACUCUCAUAGGAAAUAGGAAAAAUCGAAUGGAAGGACCCGCCGAAGAAGCUAUGAUGUAGGUCUGGGUUUCCUUAUAGGAUUUUAAAGACAGAGAUAAGGCGAUACAGUAUCACCUUAGCAACCGACCCACAUGUCUGAGUUAUGACGAUUGCUAGGUACAGGAGGAGGAGAAGGAUGAGAGAAGAGAAGGAUGAGAGAGGAGAAGGAAGAGAGAAGAGAAGGAUGAGAGAGGCUUAGUUGAAAGGUCGCGUGAGAUGCGAUUGGAGGAAGGAGGAAGAGCUUGAUGAAGGAUGACGUGAGGAGAAGGUUGAAGAUAUACUAUUGUAGGAUGUAAGUGAGAUAAAGGACAUGAGACGCGGCUGUAGGAGUUGAGAAUUCCUUCACUAGCUUUGUCUACUUAUCAUACACUAACUCACUUCAUUCUCACGUGAUUUUUGUAUACGAGAAAUGAAUAUGCCAGGAAAAUAUGAAGGGAAAAAAGGUGAUUGGAGAAUACUAUGUAGAUGUUUUGUAGUAGUAGUAGUAGUAGUAGUAGUAGUAGUAGUAGUAGUAGUAGUAGUAGUAGUAGUA
Messenger RNA from Homarus americanus (American lobster), 4950 nucleotides. RefSeq names its product substance-K receptor-like. Gene Ontology annotation, cellular component: membrane. The coding region runs from base 1949 to 3547 and encodes 532 amino acids. The transcript has 14 exons. NCBI's taxonomy places the organism in Eukaryota, Metazoa, Arthropoda, Malacostraca, Decapoda, Nephropidae. Gene Ontology annotation, molecular function: neuropeptide Y receptor activity. The record is from RefSeq and is a predicted model, not a curated record. Gene Ontology annotation, biological process: G protein-coupled receptor signaling pathway.